AUGGACGAAGAAAACAGAUUAAAUAGAGAUGUUUUACAUGGAAUGCUCCUAAUAACCCCUCUAGGAGGGAAACAAAGACAGAGAAUGAGAUGGUCAGAUGCAAUAUACAAACACCUCAUGCUUUGCUAUUACAAGGUCACAAAACUAGAGAGAGACAGAACUGACUAUAGAACGCAAUUACACAAAGAAUUCACAAACAGAUACCCGGAAUUAAGUUUCAUAACCGAACAAAGAUUUGCAGAUCAGGUGAGAACAAUAAUUAAAAACAACAGAAUACCUCAACCAGAACUCGACAAUAUCAAACAACAAGUAAAAGAAACAUUAGAACAGCCUGACACACAAACAACACAGGAGCAAUACGACAAUACACGCAAUAACAGAGAAACACACAACCAAACCAACAGAGAGCCAGAUCCAGAAGUACAAGAAAGAGAAAGAACAGAACAGCAACAGCAAAAAGAAGUACAAACACAGCACCAAUCACAAACACCCACAUACGCAGGCACAGAAGAGCAGUACGAAUUAACCUACAUAGAAUGCAAGGACACAUACAUACACAUCACACAAUUCAUAAAAAAGCCACCAAACACCCCGAACACUGACACCAUAAUAGACCACAUCAACAAAAUCAUACAAAAUAGAAUAAAAGAUAGCACAACCAUGGAAGAACUUCAACUGCUUAUAUACACAGGAUCAUUAACAAUCACAAAAAUGCACUCCAAAAAAAGAUGGACACAGACAGCCAACACUCAAAAGAUAAUCACGAUACCAGCAUGGCAACAUAGGCUACAAAAACAAAAUAGAGAAGUUAAGGAAAGAAGUAGGACAACUAACACAACACAUAAACAAUAA
Molecule: messenger RNA, 852 nt
Organism: Polistes dominula (European paper wasp)
Lineage: Eukaryota; Metazoa; Arthropoda; Insecta; Hymenoptera; Vespidae
Source: RefSeq, a predicted model, not a curated record